CUGUCUCAAAAAAAAAAAAAAAAAAAAAAAAAAGCUGGGCACGGUGGUGGGCGCCUGUAAUCCCAGUUACUCGGGAGGCUGAGACAGGAGAAUUGCUUGAACCCAGGAGGUGGAGGUUACAGUGAGUUGAGAUCGCGCCACUGCACUCCAGCCUGGGCGACAAAACGAGAUUCUGUCUCAAAAAAAAAAAAAAAAAAAAAAAAAAAUUUAGAGGGGCGGGCAAGCCUGUAUUCCUAGCACUCCCGCAGGCCGAAGCAGGAGGAUCGCUAGAACCCAGGGAUUCAAGGCUGGGGCGAGCUAUGAUGGUGCCCCUGCACUCUAGCCUGGGCGACAAGGUGAGACUUUGUCUCAAAAGAAAAAAAGACCAGGCGCGGUUGCUCACACCUGUAAUCCUAGCACUUUAGGAGACCAAGGCUGGAGGAUCGCUGGAGCCCAGGAGUUCCAGACCAGUACCGGCAACAGAACUAGACCGUCUCUACAAAAAAGAAAAAAUAGAAACCUUAGCUGGGCUUGGUGGUGCGCAUCUGUGGUCCCAGAUACUCGGGAGGCUGAGGCGGGAGGAUCACAUGAGCCCAGGAGGUCGAGGCUGCAGUGAGGCUGAUUGCGCCACUGCACUCCAGCCUGGGCAACUGAGCAUGACCCCUCCUCAAAGCUAAUGGCGCUUCAUAAUUCUGCAGUUCAAGGAAGUUGCUGGGGUCGCGGGGCGGAGAACCGCCAGGAGGCUGGAGUCCAGGCAGCCUUCUCUGACACACGGUGAAGGCGCCGGAACUACAGCUGCCAUCGCGGAGCCGCUUCGGCCGCCAUAUCUGGGUGCACGGGAACUCGCAGAGGACAAACUCCCACGCGCGUUUUCGAUUUCUGCGCUUUCCUCGAGUGAGGCAAGACCUAGCAGAGGCCCAAGCCUGUCCCUCCCUGCCAGGAGCAGUCUCAUGCGGACCGAGCUGCUACGCGGGGCAUCCCCUCUGCUGGUGCCCGGCGACCCCUACUCCGUGGUGGUUCUGCUGCAGGGCUACGCGGAGCCCGAGGGGGUGGGCGACGCCGUGCGCGCCGACGGCUCCGUGACCCUGGUCCUACCCCAGACCCGGGGCCCGGCCUCCAGCCACCGAGAGUCCCCACGCGGGAGUGGCGGCGCAGAGGCCGCCCUGGAGGAGGCGGCCCGUGGCCCCAUCCUGGUGGACACCGGGGGCCCCUGGGCUCGGGAGGCGCUGCUGGGGGCGCUGGCGGGGCAGGGAGUGGCCCCGGGAGACGUGACGCUGGUGGUGGGGACCCACGGGCACUCGGAUCACAUCGGGAAUUUGGGGCUGUUCCCAGGCGCGGCUCUGCUGGUCUCGCACGACUUCUGCCUUCCCGGAGGCCGCUACCUGCCCCACGGGCUGGGUGAGGGGCAGCCCCUGCGCCUGGGCCCGGGGCUCGAGGUGUGGGCCACGCCGGGCCACGGGGGCCAGCGCGACGUGAGCGUGGUGGUGGCUGGCACGGCUCUGGGCACCGUGGUGGUGGCGGGAGAUGUGUUUGAGCGAGAUGGGGACGAGGAUUCGUGGCAGGCACUGAGUGAAGACCCCGCAGCCCAGGAGCGGAGCCGGAAGAGGGUCCUGGUCGUUGCCGACGUGGUCGUACCUGGUCACGGGCCCCCCUUUCGAGUGCUAAGGGAAGCCUCGCAGCCGGAGACGAAGGGUGGAGGGAACAGCCAGCAGGAGCCGGUGGUCGGAGACGAGGAGCCCGCCCUGCACUAAUCAGCCCCGAGAGGGACUGGACUCUUGUCAGGGAAGCCCUAACAGCGAGGAGCUGCUGGAGACAGAGUCAGAGCAGUCAAGGGUGGGAGCUUCCAGCCCUUCCAGGAGGCCAGUUUUCCAGUGAGGACAGAGUGCACCUGACACUGCCAUCACAUCGUCAGUAUCACUGCCUGUCUCUGCCACCAAACUAAGAUCAAAGGACGGGCUCAGCUCCCUGUGCAUUCUCCCUGGGCCUCAGUAAAAUGGGAGAAGGUUCCUGGGAGGGGCCUCCAAAAUAAAAAUGGAAACUGCAUUGAAAAUCA
Molecule: messenger RNA, 2032 nt
Organism: Symphalangus syndactylus (siamang)
Lineage: Eukaryota; Metazoa; Chordata; Mammalia; Primates; Hylobatidae
Gene: MBLAC1
Product: metallo-beta-lactamase domain containing 1
Source: RefSeq, a predicted model, not a curated record